Xyrichtys novacula (pearly razorfish) is the source of this 2985-nucleotide messenger RNA. The record is from the annotation of a GenBank genome assembly. Lineage: Eukaryota; Metazoa; Chordata; Actinopteri; Labriformes; Labridae.
AAUGACGUCAUCACCGCGCGCCUACAUGUGGGCACAGGUCAGACGGGGGUGAUCAUCAGCGGGUCUCUUGGUCGCCGGCUCGCUUGUCAAAUGAAAGCUUCGCAGUUGUUGAGCGUUGUUUUCUAUACUUGUCGUGUUUUAUCGGAGAGGACACACCGCGAGUGAUUUAAACACAGCCGGAGAUGUCGUACUGCAGGCAGGAGGGUGAGUGAGAAGUGGUUUUUAAUUCAUUUUCACUCCACGGCUGAGCAAUGUCACCGGACCAGCCACCAUGCUAGGCUAACUUGUCAGAAACACCAUCAAACAUUAGCAGAGAUUUCCCAGCUUUAAUGCAACAGUGACAGGUUUAAUGUUACAGCUAACUUCGACAGGACUGUGAAAACUAGGGAAGGCCAGCUGCUAGACUGAGUCCUCGGGGUUACAACCGGCUAUUUCAGUCCUCUGCUCUGGACAUAUGUAGUCUUUAAUCAGACCGGAAGUUUACCAUACUCAUGAGUCAGAUAUCAAUGUUCACAAAAGUUCUUGUUCUUGUUGCUGUUGAAGGUAAAGACCGGAUCAUCUUUGUGACUAAGGAAGACCAUGAGACACCCAGCAAUGCUGAGCUCAUAGCAGAGGACCCCAAUGAUCCUUAUGAGGAACAGGGUAAGUCAUAUGAGCCUUUAUUUACCUCAUUUCAUAUCAUUUAUUAUUUUUGUCGAACAUGUGUGCGCAACACAAGGAAGUAAACUGAAAACAAACAAAAACCAAUGAGAAUAUUCAAAACAACAACAAUAAUAAUCAAAGCAAAAAAGUUAAAAUAAAAAAAAAUACUGGUAAUAGUAAUGCAAACCCAACAUGUCCGAAAAGGAGAAGGAUGAAGCAUUAUGCUUUUUUUUUUUUUAAACCUACCCACUCUCCUCUACUCAAUAAACAGUCAGUUUCAAAACAUAUUUACAUGAUAUAUACAAAAAGUAGAACAAUAGAGUGAAUAAGUACAUGAAUCAUUUCUGAAAACACCUGUUGGUGAAAGCCAUUCUUCCUCCCUGUACCUAUUUAUACUUGUUAGAUUGGCAAGGGGAGACGUUCAUUUACAAAGAUAGCACGUCAACCACAGAGGCAAAAACAACAGUAACAGACAUUAGAGAAACUAAAGUUCAUGCUAUUAGAAACUAAAGUUGAACUGGUUGAGGUCACACUACAAACAAGCAGCUGCUGGAAGAGAGUAGGUGAGUUGUGUUUAGUCUCUUUGCUCAAGAAAUUAGGCAAAGUUAAAAAGAUGUUUGGUGGCUAGUGCUGUGGCUGGAACCCUAUAUGUACUGUUGAUAAAGUUAGGUGCUGUUCUGAGCAUUAUUUGUGGCUGUAGAGUGGUGUUUUUCUUGAGGUUUGUUUAUGGCUCCUGAGACCACUGUGUAUUGCUAUCAUGCGGUCGUUACAACAUUCAGCUCUUGAGGAGGUGUCUAACAUGGUGUUACAGUGUGUUUGACCCUAAAUUAAUUUUACGCUGGAAUAUCCCUUUUAAGAGUGUCCCAGGAUCACUGUUGCAAAGUGUACAUAACAUAUUCAUAUGUGUGUUACUAUCAUCUUUACCGAAUUUCCCCUCGGGGAUUAAUAAAGUUCUCUAUCUAUCUAUCUUAAUGGUUUCCCUUCCCUUCAGGUCUGAUCCUACCAAAUGGGGACAUAAACUGGAACUGCCCGUGCCUGGGUGGCAUGGCAAGCGGACCAUGUGGGUCUCAGUUCAAGGAGGCCUUUUCCUGCUUCCACUACAGUAAGGAAGAGGUGAAGGGCUCCGAAUGCAUCGACCACUUCCGUGACAUGCAGGAGUGUAUGCAGAGGUACCCCGAGCUCUAUCCUCAGGAGGAAGAAAAAGAAAGCUCCUCAAUGGAAGAAUCUAACUCGGGGUCUGCCUCUGCUGCACCAGCUGAGAGCUCCACCUUAGCCCCUGAAACUGACUCUACCCCAGACCCUGACAGCAAUUUACCUACAGACACCCAGACUGCCAGCUAAAGUUGUCAUCCAGGCUGUUGUUCUCCAUGUGACUGCACUGCCCUGCAUAAAUGACUCCACGGGAGCUCUGGAAAGCCUUCAGAAGGGGCUCACUUACCUGCCUAACUGUGCAAUUCAUGGGCGAUAUCCACUAUCUGUUGAAGAGGAAUUCAGUGUAUGCAGAGAAAAGACUUAGUAAAUUUUGAAGUAAAGGCUGGUCUUCUGCUGGGCUUUCAAAUCAUUUAUUAUUAUUAUGGUUUAAUGACAGCGGGCCAAGCAGGGACAUUAGCUGAUAAACUCCUUCUAUAUGCAAAAGAAUUUUACUUUGCUGUGUAUUUUCCUGUCAAUCAGAAGAACUGCUUAUUGUUUAUUUUCAGUAUGUGUGUUCUGUCCAUGUCACUAGUCAAGAAUGUUACUUGCACUGAUAAUUAUAACUAAUUACAUACAAUCUAUGAGACAGAAAACUAAUAAGUAAUCACCAGAAUUACCAAUACAACACUGCUCAGCCUAUCUAAGGAAUCUACCUCUGCUCUAUACAGUUUGACUUAAACAUCAGCUUAACGGAGACUGAAUACCUUUAUUGUAAAUGACAUGGGAGACACAAACUCAUGUAGUUGUUCAGAAACACAAGACAGCUGUUCCAGGUUCCAUUAAGUAUACAUUAGAAUAAUGUAACCAUUAGUUUUUAAAUGUUUGACACCGUGUUAAACUCUCUUGGUCUUCAUCCACAUUUGUUGCCAUAUUAUGAACAAUACUCAGCCUUUCAUUCACAUAAACCAAAGUGGUUUGUCACUUCACACUGAAACUGCAUUAAGGGUUCUUGUCUUAACGCUGUCCACAGUCUUCACUCAGAAUCUGUGGCCACCAUUCCCUGUUAUUCGGGCCUUAAAAGACGUAAUAGAUUUCAUUUCUUUAAACAUGCAGAUUAAAAUGAAGUUGGAACAAUGUCAACUCACUGUUUUGUUUUGUUUUGUUUUGGUGGGUGUCAUUUGGUUUCAUUAAAAUUGCAAAGAAGAUGAAAAA